Molecule: messenger RNA, 1438 nt
Organism: Gadus morhua (Atlantic cod)
Lineage: Eukaryota; Metazoa; Chordata; Actinopteri; Gadiformes; Gadidae
Product: B2 bradykinin receptor-like
Exons: 1
Coding region: 10-1413 (467 amino acids)
Biological process (GO): smooth muscle contraction; calcium-mediated signaling; cell chemotaxis
Cellular component (GO): external side of plasma membrane; membrane
Molecular function (GO): C-C chemokine binding; C-C chemokine receptor activity; bradykinin receptor activity
Source: RefSeq, a predicted model, not a curated record
UCUGUUGCUAUGUGCUCUGUCUACGGCGACGGCUUGCACACACUUUGCACUACCACUGAUAACAGCAUUCACGUCUGCCUCUCUCCUUACACUCCAUUAAAAAACAUUAUCGCCACUUUACUCGGAAUCAAAGCCUUAAUGAAGGCCGCGCCACGUGCAUUCAUCUCUGUUGACACAAUGAAAACCUUUUAUUCUCCGCUGCAUAGUAUUAACCGCAUAACCACGUCAUCACCCUCCCUCGUCUGUCUGCACGUCGCUGAGUGUUCCCCCCCCUCGGAGCUCUCCCUUGGCCAGGACACCUCUCUCUGGAUAGACAUGCUCUCCAACCAGUCCCUUGGGCCCGUCGCCGAAAGCCUCUCCCGGGAGGAUCCCGACGCUGCAUGCAACCACACCGCAGCCUGGGACUGGGUGCACACCAUACAGCCGGGCUACAUGUCCAUCAUCUGCGCGUUGGGCAUGGCGGGCAACGCCUUCGUCCUCUUGGUGUUCUGCCACCGGCGGCCGCGCCACCGCACCGCGGCCGACAUCUACCUGGGCAACCUGGCGGCGGCCGACCUCCUCAUGGUCUCCUGCCUGCCCUUCUGGGUGGCGACGAUCAUCGGCCGCUUCCAGUGGCGGUUCGGCGAGACCAUGUGUCAGCUGGUCAACGUGGUCAUCAGCAUGAACUACUACUGCAGCGUGCUGUUCCUGACGCUGGUGAGCGCCGACCGCUACCUGGCCGUCACCAGGCCGCUGUCGUCCCACAGGGGGGCGGGCCCUGGCAGGGGGAGGCAGGUGCCCUGGGCCCACGCGCUCUGCCUGGGGGUGUGGGCGCUGGGCGCGCUGCUCAGCCUGCCCGCGCUGCUGUUCCGCACCGUGCGCUCCUUCCCCGAGCUGGGGGUGGACGCCUGCGUCAUGCAAUACCCCCACGGGGGCUGGAGGAUGCGCUACAACCUGACCUUCAACCUGGUGGGCUUCCUCAUCCCGGUGCCGGUCGUGUCCUUCUGCACCUACCACAUCUGCAGGGUCCUGCGGGAGAGCCGCGCGCUGCGGGGCCGUAGCUGCAGGGAGCAGACGACGGCGGCGGUGGCGGUGGAGAGGAAGGCCGCCUACUUGGUGAUGGUGGUGCUCGCCAUCUUUGUCCUGUGCUGGCUGCCCUACCAGAUCAUCGUGCUGCUGGACAGCCUGGAUUACUACCAGGUGAUUUCGGGAUGCACGUGGGCACAUGUGCUCGACAUCGGCGUUCAGUUGGCCACCUACCUGGGCUACAGCAACAGCGCGUUGAAUCCCUUCCUGUACGUUAUCGUGGGGAAGCAUUUCAAGCAGCGGGCCAGAGAGGUCUUUAGGCAGACGCUGUGCAGGAGGAGGUGGAGGAAGACGGCGGGUAACAGUAACUCGAGUACUUUAAGAUACACAGAUAGUACCAAGGUGUGACCCCCCCCCGUGAUCCCAUCUUUGU